Molecule: messenger RNA, 939 nt
Organism: Perkinsus marinus ATCC 50983
Lineage: Eukaryota; Perkinsozoa; Perkinsida; Perkinsidae
Product: short-chain dehydrogenase, putative
Exons: 2
Coding region: 1-939 (312 amino acids)
Source: RefSeq, a predicted model, not a curated record
AUGGCACCCAGUGGUCGGCUUGGGUGCGGCAGAGUGGGGCUUCUCAGCGUCACUGCCAGCAUCAUUAUACUAUUGGGUUUGAUCCCCGCGACUUUUGAUAUGAUCGCAACUCGGGGUGUCCUUCCCAUCCGGGUCCGGUCGGCUGUUAAUAGCAUUCCAGUCUUCAACUCUCAUCCACCUUACACCGUGUCUGACCUUCCCGAUAACCUCAACGGUUCUACUAUACUUAUAACAGGAGCAUCGAGUGGUAUUGGAUACGAGGCCGCAAGCCUGAUGGUAGAUAGAGGCGCUAGAGUGGUACUCGGUACGCGAGGGGAUCGGGCUAGAUUGGACAGUUUGCAGGCCUCUCUAGGGCCCGGUGUUGUUGCGCCAACAUCGCUUGAUCUGAGUAGCUACCAGUCUAUUCGUGAGUUCGUUGGUUCCCUGUCUGGAGCGGGUAUCGAUAGAAUCGAUCUUGUCCUGCUGAAUGCGGGUAAGAUGGUUUUGGGGUACGAGGAAGGGGAGGCCGGUAUGGAGAAGAUGUUGGCAGUGCAUCACAUCGGGCAUGCGUAUCUUUUUGAAUUACUCAUGCCGCUCAUGCUCGCUAGUCAGCAUGAGAGCGUACGAAUAGUCAUCGUGUCGAGCUCGGCGCAUCUCUUUUCCUAUGCGGAAGGUAUCCGGUUCAAUUCCACCCCAGACACUUUUGGGCUUUACUUCCAGGCCUACGCGAAUAGUAAAUUAGCGAACGCGUUGUAUGUCCGUGCCCUUUCCCACCAUGUAGAGGCUGCAUACCCAUCUAAAUUCGUCGUCAAUGCCGUCAAUCCGGGCGUAGUGAGCACUCCCUUUGCUUGGUACCACAAGUACGUCCCAUCGCUGUUCUCGGCUACACCACAGGCUGGAGCGGUGUCAGUACUGGCACCUUUGCUUGACUCGAGGACCCAAACUGACGGGUUAGGGUGA